Messenger RNA from Bathycoccus prasinos, 735 nucleotides. Its product is annotated as putative ligase. Lineage: Eukaryota; Viridiplantae; Chlorophyta; Mamiellophyceae; Mamiellales; Bathycoccaceae. Gene Ontology annotation, biological process: folic acid-containing compound biosynthetic process; tetrahydrofolate interconversion. The record is from RefSeq and is a predicted model, not a curated record. The coding region runs from base 1 to 735 and encodes 244 amino acids. Gene Ontology annotation, molecular function: 5-formyltetrahydrofolate cyclo-ligase activity. The transcript has a single exon.
AUGGCGACUUUUUCGAUGGACGGUGACGAUCUUUGUUCGAGAGAACGACAGAAAGAGAAGAAGCAGACGUUGCGAGCGCGCGUGAGAGCGAAAUUGAAAGCAACUUUUUCUUCUUCUCGCGAAGAAGACGAGACGACGAAGAAGAGACGAGAUGAUUCGAAAGUGAUUUGCGAGAAAGUGUUAGAGUUGGACGCGUUUAAAAACGCGAGAACGAUGUGCGUGUACAUCGCGCACCCGAAGUUACACGAGGUGGAUUGCUCGGUGUUGAUUCGCGAGGCACUCGAUUCCUCUUCUUCCGAAUUCGGAGAAGAAAGGGUUAAAGUGUACGUUCCAAUCGUGGACGAUAAAAACUCAAACGUUCGGUUUUUACGCGUACGAGAUAUAGAGAAGGACUUGGAGAAGCGAACGAUGGGGAUUAUGGAGCCGACGGAGUUGGAUUGGAGGACGAACGAGCCGCGCGAAGACGUGGCGGAUUUGAAGGAAAACGAGAAGUUAGAUUUAGUCAUCGCACCUGGUUUAGCGUUCGACGAGACGUGUAAACGGUUAGGGAGAGGUGGAGGGUAUUACGAUAAGUUUUUAAGCGAAGGGAAAGGCAGAGAGGCGGUGAAAAUAGGACUCGCGUUUGACGCGCAAAUAGUCGACGCGGAUGAAAUCCCGCUCGAUCCGUGGGACGUCGUCUUGGACCUCGUCGUCUCGAAGAGUCACGUGUAUCGAAAAAAAGAACAGAACACAUAG